GCGGAAACUGGCUUCAGGUGGGCUUUGCGGCGCUCCGUACUCGCGCGGACAAAGGUUGGCCGGGGGCGGUGCUUCAUCUGUGUUCGCAGAUCCACGCAGUUCAGCCUAAACCCAGCCGCGGAGGUGGGCGAGGCGGGGCGGGGCCUUGGCGGAGGCGCCCCGCCCCGCUGCCCACUCUCCGUCGUCCGCUUGAGUUGCGGCAGCGCCGCUCUAGUCAGUCACUCGUGCGCCUCGGUCUCUCGGCUUCACCUUCGCCUCCGCGAGUGUGACUCCACGCGCGGGUGCCGGAAGUGGGCUCGUGCCCUGCGGUUUCUGCUCCAGCGCGGCGACCGUCGCCACGGUGGCGGCCACUGCAUCUCGUCCCACGCCCGCGGUAUCAGCGGACCCUGAGCCCAUGACAGGCCAGGGCCAGUCGGCGUCCGGCUGGUCGGCGUGGAGCAGCACAAUAUUCCGCCACGUCCACUACGAGAAUCUGGUGGCGGGCGUGACAGGCGGGGUCCUUUCCAACCUCGCGCUGCACCCGCUUGACCUCGUGAAGAUCCGCUUCGCCGUGAGUGACGGAUUGGAAUUGAGACCAAAAUAUAAAGGAAUUUUGCAUUGCUUGACCACCAUUUGGAAACUUGAUGGACUACGGGGACUUUACCAAGGAGUAACCCCAAAUGUGUGGGGUGCAGGUUUAUCCUGGGGACUCUACUUUUUUUUUUACAAUGCCAUCAAGUCAUAUAAGACAGAAGACAGAGCUGAACAGUUAGAGGCAACAGAGUAUCUCAUCUCAGCUGCUGAAGCUGGAGCCAUGACCCUCUGCAUCACCAACCCACUAUGGGUAACAAAAACUCGCCUUAUGUUACAGUACGAUGGUGUUGUUAAUGCUUCACAGCGGCAAUAUAAAGGAAUGUUUGAUACACUUGUGAAAAUAUAUAAGUAUGAAGGUGUGCGUGGAUUGUAUAAGGGGUUUGUUCCUGGGCUGUUUGGAACAUCACAUGGUGCCCUUCAGUUUAUGGCAUAUGAAUUAUUGAAGUUGAAAUACAACCAACAUAUCAAUAGAUUACCAGAAGCACAAUUGAGCACAGUGGAGUAUAUAUCGGUUGCAGCACUAUCCAAAAUAUUUGCUGUGGCAGCAACAUACCCUUACCAGGUUAUAAGAGCUCGUCUGCAAGAUCAGCACAUGUUUUACAACGGUGUAUUGGAUGUAAUGACAAAGACAUGGAGGAAAGAAGGCAUCAGUGGAUUUUACAAAGGGAUUGCCCCCAAUUUGAUUCGAGUGACUCCAGCCUGCUGUAUUACCUUUGUGGUAUAUGAAAAUGUCUCUCAUUUUUUACUUGGCCUUAGAAAAGACGACAUAAACUAAGAGAAGAUAAUUCCAGUACAUCUGCCCAAGGCAGCAACAUGCUUCUUUGUAUUUGAGACAUAAAACUCAGAAGAUUACUGCACAGCAACAUGGCUCAUAAUCAAACUUGGUCUAUAAUCAUUAGAAGUCACAGAACAGCUCAGUCUUCACCAUGUUUUUCUGCUUUUGCCUUCCCCAUGGGUAUGGGACUUGGCUACCUCUCCCUGAAAUGGCUGCCAGCAACAUAACAGUAAAAUUGACACCAAGUGGAGAAUUUCACAAAUUUUCUCCAUUUCAUUGUCCAAGUACGAGCUGAUUUGCAGCACUUGCUGGAUGGAUUUGAAGAAUGUGCUGCUUUUUCAUUUGCCUGGAUUGGCUUUAAAAAUCAACCUCUGUGCAAUAGCAAGAAAGUGGCCUCUUAAAAGAUGUCAUUGAUAUUUCAAGAGUAAAUUAAACGUUUAAGAUUUACUGUGAAAGAUAUUCCCCAAGUCCUGACCAUUUUUGAAUUGGGAAAGUUUGGUGGGGAAAAAAAAUCCUCCAUAAGUGUGCUUUAGUUUUAAUUCAGCUGGAAUGCAGUUGAAAUUUGAAAAGUUCAAGAAGUUAUAUACUUCUUUUACUUUGAGAAAUAUCUGACAUGUGUUGUCAUUCCAUCACUACUUUUUUCCCAGAGUCUGGUUUCAUAAUUUAAAAUGUAAUCCUGGAUCCCACUAUUAUUUUUUGGCAUAGAUACUUACUAUCUUUUUUAUUUAUAAAAUCAGAACAAAAUCCAGCAGUAUCAGCCAUUAUUUAGCUUUCCUGACCAUAAAUCAGUAGCUAAUAGAUAAACUUAUGUAGAUACUAGAUGAUUUAGGGUAUAUUUGUUGACAAACUGAAAAUGAAAAGUUUUAACUUUCACUUCAGAUUUCAGAUAUGUGGUUUCAAAUCCCAAAUAACUGAUCAAUCUACUUUGGUUGCUCAAAGUCAGGUUAUAAUACAGAUUACUCUAAAGGCCAUUCUUGAUUUUACUUUUGAGUUAUUGUAAUUGUCUAUAAAUAUAAAGGCCUCUGCCCCAAAAGGAUGCCAGAAUGAUCUUAAUGUCAACAAAUAUACCCUCAAUCGUCUAGUAUCUAUAUAAGGUGACCUAUUAGCUACUCCAGUAAGUAAUUUUUAUUUACAUAUGAAUGCUUUUUUGCACUACCAUCUAUUUGUUGUAAAUAAAACAUUGUGGUUUUCAAAGCCAUAUGUAAAUGGUUCUUGGAAAAGAGGUCUAUUUUUUAUAUUUUAAAAAUGGCUUUGUUUUAAAAAUAAAGAUGAAACAAUCAGUACUUAGUUGUAUUUACUUUGUUAUAUGCAGAGGAAUGCAUUAUAAAUGUGAUAUAUUUUCCUACUUUUGAAUUAAACUAUAAUUCAUAGAAAAUCCUGAUAGUAGUCCCUAUAUGGAAAGACAAGUUGGGUUGGCAUUUGGAAUUUUAGAGGUACUGUCAUUUGAAUGCCUCCUGUGUACCCCUAAAUUAAUAAGGCAUAAUUCCUGUUCUCUAAGGGCAUCCAGACUUGCAGGACGAAUUAGCAUUAAAUAACUACAGUUCUAGGUUAAGAACAUGGAAGAUUUCUACAAACCCAGCAAGAGUUCCGAGAAUUCAUUCCCCUCGAACAGCGGUUACAGCACCCCUUGCUGCUCUGUGCCAUCCGUGUAUGCUGCCGCACAUGAGGACGGAGCAGUAAGUGAGCUGCACAACAUGCCUGCCUUUAGGGAACACUCAUUUUUGUGAGUGACCAAAAUAUGCAUAAUAUAACUUCAGAUAUUAAAUGCUAGAAAUAACUAAGGAAUAGUGGGAAUAGUGUUGCUAUGUCACGUAGGCCAGUUGAGGUCGGGAAAGGUCUCUGAGGAGGUAGUAUCUGAAACGUUGACAUAAGUGAGGAAGCAAGUCACUGUGAUAUGUCAAUGUAUGAAAACGAGUUAAUCUAAGAAAUGGAAACUGUUAUUUGAGUCAAUUUGAGGAUUAAACCCAAGAGGAGCAUAUCAGAAAGCUCUGAGAAGUGAAGUAAAGGCACAGUUUUGGAAGCUUGUUGAGACAGAGCUGUUCCUUAAGUGAUGUAUUAUUGACAGUUUAGACAAUCCAGAUCUAAGAAUCAUCAUGGCCCCUUAUAAGAUCAAGAAGGAAUGUUAUCUUUUAAGGAGCUGUCUUGGUGAUGCUAAGAGAAUGUUUCUCUUUAUGGUUGAGCGGUAUUUCUGCUGAUGAGGAAGCUUGGUGGAUGCGUAAUGCAGAUACUCAGUGCACAGUAGAGGGGACAGAGGCUACCAAAGGGCGGAGAAAAAAUUUGUUUAAAUUUUUCUUGUCUUGCCAUAAAACAGGAAAUUUAAUGAUCAAUGGGGGGAAACUGCAAAGUAAUCUUUCACCAGAAAGUAUUUGGUGAUCAACUGUUUGGUCACUCAAGAUCAGGGUCACUGCUUGGCUGUCCCAGGGUCUAUCAUGCCCCUCCAUGUCAAGUUCUAAUCACCUAAUUCUCUCCUUUCCAGAGACCUGUACUAGCAGGAUGUUUGGCAAGGACUGACAUUCAAUUCUAAGGUGUCCAGUAAGACUUUUAAGCCCACUUUUCUCACAUGUGUGUUGUGUAUAUCCGUGAUUUUAUAGAGAACUGCAGACGUGAUCUAGAAUUUCAAGUCAUUUAGACAUUAUCUUAGUACAAGUAGGUGAUACAGCUUGAAAGGCAGGAAAAUAUCAACUCAUAAGUUCCAGAAACUAAAUUGAUAGUGGUAGCAAUAUCAUUAGCAAAGAUUUUAGCCAAAAUCCUCCUGAAUCAAAUCAUUUUCCUAGUAUUUUCCCUAAGCUUGAAGUAAGAAGAUGAUUCAGAGCAAAAAUUUGACACUUCAUAGGUCAUAAGAUGAGUCAACAAAUAAGACAGUAUCACUUAGUGGUAUUGGUAGUGACUUUAGAUUGCACAGUGCUAGAAUUAAUUUUAAAAUGUUUAGGGACCAUCUUGGAGAAGAGAAAUCCUUCAAGGCAACCUGGGAGUACUAGAUGUAGUUAAUUUUCCAUAAACCCAGCACUUGAAUUGAUAUUUGAAACUUGCAUGUGGUUGAGCCCAAGAAAAACAGUUGGCUCAUUAGCAAAAUUGUGAGCAGUUGUCAGAGUAGUCAAUAUACAGGCCUUCUCUGACAUUUUGGGUUAGCUGUCUACUUCAGAUAUUAUCUUCUCAAACUGGUCUGGUAGUGCUAGUCUAAGUCAAGUGUCAGAAACAGGAGUUGCAGUUCAUUCAGCAGAGACCUGAUAAGGUCCCUUCAAAAGUGGCCAAGGCCUUUGUCUUUUCCAGUAUGCAUAAUCUGCUUGCAGGUCAUGGUGCUUUACUGAUUUCCUCCAAAGUUAGUCUACUGUGAUAAACUUUGGAAACAGAGGGUCUUUUUAAUGACUAAACUUCACAAGGCGUUAUCUGGAAAGUGAGUCUUAGUAAAUACAGACCUCAAUUAACAAAACUAGAAUGCAGUGUUCACUGAAACAAUUUUUUUUUUCUAAAGGUACCCUCACUUCUACCAAAUGUAGCCAAAUUGAAACUUACUUGUUCACAAAAUAAUUGACUACGGAGACUUCUAAAUUGGCUAUGCUGGAACCUUUCAUGAAGACUCAGAUUGAGCUUUAAAAACCUCAAGGUUAGGAAAGCCAUUCCAAAGGUGUGUCAGCAGUAAUAUUUCAGACAAAAAUUAUAACCAUACUUAGUUCACCUAGUCCUAUGUGACUAAUCCUUGACUUUUAUUUUCUGUUAAGUUAUAUGAAGCCUUCCAGUUUUCAUUAGAAUUCUUUCUUACCCAGUUCAGCAGUAUGAUAGAAAUAUUAAUCAGAAAUCUGUACUUGUCAAGAAGUACUUUGUGAAUUUUCUUUAAGGAUGAAACAUUUUUUGCAAAAAGCAAAGUACAAUGGUAACUGUCUAUAAAUGACAAAAGAUUUUAAAAGUCAAGGUUAAACAUGAUUAUAAUGCAAUUGAAAAACUUGGUUACUGCUUUGACAUACGACAACUUAAGAUAAUUACUAAAAUGACCGACAGUCAUUUACUAGGACCUAUCAGAAUUUUAGGAAUUCCAUAUGACUUCUAGAGUAUGUGUAUUAAUGUUAGGUAGGUAGAAUAGGAAAAAGGAAUCCAGAAUGGUGGUGGCUAAAAGACAAAGGGAAAAGCCUGUGAAAAUAAAUGAAGGUCCAAGGGCUGGGGUGAGGACCUUGGGUGAAACAAACAGCCCUCCUGGCUAGCUCAAUUUACAUAGGGCAGGCUCAGGGGGAGGAGAAAAAACAUAAAAAGAGGAGCCAAAAUUUGAGGGGGGCGGAGGGUUGCUUCUCUUCUCUGCAUCUUUUGGAUCGGCCCACCCUCAGGCCUCAAGGAUAUAUUUUGUUUGCCAAGUAAAACAGCUGUAACACUGGUCUGUCCAUCACUUCAAAUUUUUGCUGCGGUGAGACAGAACCAAGAAAAUUACACACUCCCCCGACAUACAUAGUGCUCUGACUCGGAUUUAACCUGGCUGAAACAACCUCAGCUCCGCCCCCACAAGGCAGAGACCAAGCACAGCAGAAGCCCAACUCAAAAGCUCCUGUAGUGGAAGCUGAAUGCGAAGAAAACCCAGCACAGGGGAAGUGACAAGAAGCCCAGCGUGCUGGAAACCAGGACAGCAAAAAACACUCUGCAGAACGCUCACACGGCUCAGUCUUCGAUUCCAAGAGACUUCCGGUUGGGGUAGGAAGUUCUUGCUCCUAUGGCUGGAAAGACAUGUGGCUAACAAAAUCUUAAUUCCUUUACAAUAUCUCAUUCCUUGUUUCCUCGAACCCCCUGUGAGGGUGUCCCCAAGGCUCUACUAUCUGCCAUGCCUUGGUAACUGUUGCCCAAGAGGGUAGGGGUUCUUCUGUCCUUAAUCUUCUUUGUGCCAUGGAUCAGGCCAAUGAAAACUGUGAGCACAGGUCA
Messenger RNA from Capra hircus (goat), 6247 nucleotides. It is a transcript of the gene SLC25A32, whose product is annotated as solute carrier family 25 member 32. The record is from RefSeq and is a predicted model, not a curated record. Gene Ontology annotation, biological process: nucleotide transport; folate import into mitochondrion. Gene Ontology annotation, cellular component: mitochondrion. Lineage: Eukaryota; Metazoa; Chordata; Mammalia; Artiodactyla; Bovidae. The transcript is spliced from 7 exons. Gene Ontology annotation, molecular function: folic acid transmembrane transporter activity; FAD transmembrane transporter activity. Bases 395 to 1348 code for a protein of 317 amino acids.